Molecule: messenger RNA, 3018 nt
Organism: Closterium sp. Yama58-4
Lineage: Eukaryota; Viridiplantae; Streptophyta; Zygnematophyceae; Desmidiales; Closteriaceae
Source: the annotation of a GenBank genome assembly
AUGCGAGGCUUCAAAAUCUACUGUCUUGAUCGAAUCCCAGCCGUCCACGUGGCAUGGCAAAUCGCCGCGACGUUUUUUAUCCUCCUGGCGGUGUGCCCUUCAAGUCUGAGCGCGUUGCGGCUAGGAGCGGCGCGACGAGCGGCGAGCGAACCACGUCUCGCCACGUUGGUUCUUCUUCCGGAGAAUAAAUACGGAGCGCGAUGCCUGGAUGGGAGUCCGCCAGGGUAUUACCUGCGGGCGGCACCUGCGGAGGGCGUCACCUCGUGGCACAUCCACUUUCCGGGCGGCGGGUGGUGCGCCAACAAAAGACAGUGCAGCUGGCGGGCCGGGCGGCUGCUGGGCGGCACCACCAUGUGGCCGCCGACCAAUAACGCCUCGUGGGUGCAGGGCCGGUUCGGGGGCAUUUUGAGCAGCAACGGGGCGACAAACCCGUUCUUUGCGGGGUGGCACCUGGCCAUGCCAGUCUACUGCGAUGGGGGCAGCUAUGCGGGAGCAGCUGGGCGCGUGGCCGUGGGGGAGGGGCGAUACGUGCACAUGGAUGGCAGCAGGAUCGUCAGCGCUAUCAUGGACGACCUGCUAGCAAACCGAGCGCUGAUGAGGGCAAGCACAGUGCUCAUCUCGGGCACCUCGGCGGGGGGGCUGGCAGUGGUGCGCCUCUGUGACUCCCUCGCUGCACUGCUGCCCCGUGCCACCGUCAAAUGCCUCCUCGAUGGCUCCUUCUUCCCCGACGCCCCUGACCGAAAUGGCAGAAUGCACUUUCAGCGCCUGGCCCAGCAGGUCUCAGUACUACACCAGUUCUCCCCGCAAUCUCGCUGCGAUCAAGUGACUCCUGCGUCUGAGCGGUGGCGAUGCUUCUUUCCCCAAUACGCCCUCCCCCUCGCCUCCUCUCCUUUUUUCAUCGUCAACCCUGCCUUUGACAAGGUAUCACUCCUGAUUGGUUUCGCGAAAGCUUCUAGUAGCGGCGCGAAAAGAAGCGGAAAGAGCAGCGGUAAGGCGAGCGGUGCAACGGGGAGUUCGGCAGGCAAGGCCAGGGCGAGCGCGAAUGUCGACGGUGUACAGGGCAGUGACGGGAUCGCGCGGCUCGUUCUGCUGCGCAAUAAUUCGUUCGGCGCGAAAUGCCUCGAUGGCAGCCCGCCUGGGUACUACCGCCGCGUGGGCUACGGCAGCGGAGCCAAGUCGUGGCACAUCCACUUCCCUGGCGGCGGAUGGUGUGCAACGCGCGACGAGUGUGCGACCCGCGCGACGACUUUUCUCGGAUCGACGAAGUACAUGCCGCGAUCGUCGCAGGGAUCAUGGGUGGGGGAGCAGAUGACAGGAAUUUUAUCUGCCCGCCAGCCAGAGAACAAGCUGUUUUACAACUGGAACCUCGCGCUUCUCGCCUACUGCGAUGGCGGGGGCUACGCGGGCAGCGCUGGGAGGGUUGCGGUGAAGGGCAAGGGGAAAGGCGCUGCGCUGUUCAUGCAGGGCGACGCGAUCGUUAAAGCCGUGCUUAGUGACCUCAAUCGGACGCAGAAAGGGAUGGCGGCGGCGUCGCGGAUCCUCGUCUCAGGCUGCUCCGCCGGGGGCUUCCCAGUCACGCGCCUCUGCGACUCCAUUGCCGCGGCACACCCCAAGGCCAACGUCAAGUGCCUCAUUGACGGGGCGUUCUUCCUAGACGCUAAGGACUUGCAGGACAGCUUCACUUUCAGGUCAACCAUACAGAGUGUUGCUUCCCUGCAUCGAUUCACCGACAGCAAAUGCAGCCGAGCCACUGGUGCAGAACCAUGGAAAUGCAUACUUCCGGAAUACUCUUUAAAGGCGUUAUCAGCAGCUGCCGCGUCUGCUAGUGCGUCGGCGUCGAUGGGCCCGAUCCCGUCGGGCGUUCCCAACACGAAUCUCUACCUCCUGCCCAACAACGACCUCGGCGCUAAAUGUCUCGACGGCAGCCCUCCGGGUUAUUACUUCCGGCCGGGCAGCGGCAGCGGCGCCAAGUCGUGGCACAUCCACCUCCCCAUCGGCGGGUGGUGCGCGACCAUGGAGGACUGCGCGGACCGCGCGAAGACGCCGCUGGGGAGCACGCGCAUGCAGGCGGACAAGAACUGGCGCUGGUCCAAGUUUCUCAACAAAGGAAUGAUGAGCCCGCUCGCGAAGACUAAUCCGCUGUUCUUUAACUGGAACUAUGUCAUGCCCGUGUAUUGCGACGGCGGUGGGUUUCAAGGGAAGGCGGGGUUGAGAUCGGUGGAGGGCGGUCCGUCGCUGUACCUCGAUGGUCGGAAGGUUCUCCGUGCGAUUCUUAGAGAUCUUAUGGCGACACGUGGCAUGUCGUCAGCCUCUCAGGUGCUCCUCUCGGGAGCAUCGGCGGGCGCGCAGGCAGUGACGACCUUUUGUGACUUUAUCGCGGGGCAGCUACCGGGCGCCACCACAAAGUGCCUCAUGGACUCGGGCGUGUUUGUCGACGCGCGCGACCGCAAGAGCGGGCGGAGGUUCCGCUCAGUGGCGCAGAAGCUGGUGGCGAUACACCAGUUCCAGGGGAGCGACCGCUGCAGCGCAGAGUACAACUCGAGCACCCAGUGGCGCUGCUUCUUCCCGCAGUACUCCCUGCGCUUCGUCUCGCGCCCCGUCUUCAUCGCCAACUCCCUCUUCGACCGUCACGCCGCCGUCAUCGGCAACCAGAUGCCGCUCGAUUUCACCUACGCUGACACGUGCCUGUCGGAGCUCCUUGCACAGCCAAUCACAGUCAGCCAGCUCCAGAGCGACCACAUGAGGAGCGUGAUUCCAGUGGCUCAGAAGCCAAUGCAGCACUGUACAGACGCAGAGAGGGAUUCGGUGCUGUCUGUUGCUGUGAAUGUGUUGGGGACUGUGGAAGAGUACGUGAAAAGCCACCCGCAAUCGGCGGCAUUUCUGCCUGGGACGUCUGACCAUGGAUUUACAUUUGUCGGGCUUUGGAGUAAGAUGAAUGUCAAAGGGGCGAGGAUACGGAAUGCAGUUAGGGCGUGGUACAGGGGUUCAGGGCUUAAAUCUAAUUUGAUUUAUUCAUAA